CCUCCUCCGACGUCCAUGCCACAAGCCUGCGACCCUUGCUUGCAUUGUCAGACUUCCUAUCAUCUCCGAUGUUUCCCUGCUUCAUUCUCUAUUUACUUCCGACAUGGCGGUGAUCCUGAGGGCCACAUUCAGGUGGUUUUUGCCACGGUUUCCAGAUGGCAGACACUAGCUUCCAGGCGCUGACACCGUACCAUUGUGACGACCGACUGAAGGUUCCUCUGCUAUCGAAUUGCGGAAUGUCUUUCGUGAUGGAGGCGGAAGCGCAGAACAGUGUUUUUCCAUGGACCACGAAAUCCUGAUUGAAUGUUGAAUCGUGGGGUGCUUGUUGAAAGUGGCGGUGAGACACGGUCUAAGCUGGUUUCAAAACAUAUGGGGAAACCGACUCACUGGGACCACCGGGUCCCCCGAGACAAUGGCAGCUGGGUAAUCCCAGACUCGAGAGGGUUGGUGUGCCGAGGCCGAAAUUCCACCUUGCUGACGGAGAACAAUUUACAUGGCUCUUAUUCAAGGCAACCUUCAGUCACACGAUUCCUUACGAUUCCUUGAUGAUCCUCGAUGAAGGUCACGAUUAGGUGGUCUAUAACGUUAUGCGAAUAACGAAACCCAUGAUCGGGCCAUGGAUUUGUUUUCUUAAAACGUAUCGUUCGAUUGGCGUAUGCUUGGGCCCGUCCACUUGCCACCUGCUUUGGCUCGUACACAUGAGGCAAUCGGGCAGCUUCAACCUUUAUUUUACGGCAUGACGCUCGUGCUUCAAAAGGCGUCGAUUUCUUAACGCUUUCUCCCCACCUCCCCACUACUCACUCUCUUCCUCAGUCUUCAUACUCGAUGCCUGCUUGCAGCAAAUGCGAUUACAGCACAAAACGGGGCGUGGACAUGAAGCGACAUUUGGCCACACAUUUGAGUCCGGAAAAAAAGGCAGCGAAAUCCUUUCACUGUACCUACCCAGAAUGCGAUUACAGGGCAUUGCAGAAGUCGAACCUCGAGACUCACAAGAAAAAGCACACGGGGACAAAAGACCAGUGUUGUCCUGAUUGCACUUUCCGGGCCUCCGACCCGGGUUCUCUGGUGCGCCACCGGAAGAAUCGUCAUCAAUAUAAGCCCCGUCAGCGCAAGCGUCAGAAAAUUUCCAGCUCCCGUUCAGCGUCUAAGAGGUCGAGUUCUUCCAGGCCGAUCAACGUUAGUACUCCUUUGAGCACCGCCACCCCACCAUCACUUGCCCGGGCGACCCCUAUCCAGGACUUUCAAGACUCGAUGGCUCACCUCGACUCCACUGCAUCUACCAGCAGCGGUUUCACGCUUCCUAGCUUCCAAGAAGCUUUCGGAGCCGAUGCCCACUACGGCCUUGAGCCUGGUUCGCGUUUCGAAUAUGGCAAUCGCUAUCCUUCUUCUGGUGUGCGAUACCAGCCUUACUAUCAUCACCGCUCGGAUACCUUGCACCGCGACGGCUACCGGUACUCUCUUUCGUAUGCCACGACUGCCACGACUGCCACGACUGGCUACCACUCGGAUGUUGAUUAUGACUAUUCGUCUUCUUCAUCUGACUCUCCUCUCCAGGCUCGUGUCAGUGGCUCUCAGUUCGAUGGAAACCGUGGUGGUUAUUACUCUGACCAUGGUGGAAGUGAAGUUCGUGGAUAUGACGUGGGAGAUUAUUCUAUGUCGUACACGUAUCCAACUCAGCUCCCCCCCUUUUGACUGGAUAUAAGUGCGCUUUUUGUUCUGGUUUACCAUCAUAACGAUAUACACACCGUCUCUUUCUUUUUUUCACUCUCUUUUUUCACUCUCUGAUAUAUUUAUAUGAAUUUUCUUUUUACACUUUCGAAAUGACUUUUCUAAAGGGAUGAAUGAUUCGGAUGGGAUAGUAUGCAACGC
Marasmius oreades (fairy-ring Marasmius) is the source of this 1869-nucleotide messenger RNA. RefSeq lists its product as uncharacterized. Gene Ontology annotation, molecular function: DNA-binding transcription factor activity, RNA polymerase II-specific; RNA polymerase II transcription regulatory region sequence-specific DNA binding. Bases 826 to 1692 code for a protein of 288 amino acids. Gene Ontology annotation, biological process: regulation of transcription by RNA polymerase II. NCBI's taxonomy places the organism in Eukaryota, Fungi, Basidiomycota, Agaricomycetes, Agaricales, Marasmiaceae. The record is from RefSeq and is a predicted model, not a curated record. Gene Ontology annotation, cellular component: nucleus. The transcript is spliced from 4 exons.